CCCUAAACCCCUCUCUCUGGACGCAGAAACUCGGCGGCGGAGUCAACAACGAUGGGAAGAGGAAGACGACACAGAGGCCGUUCUCACAGAAACCAAUCAGAAGAGAGCAGAGAAAACGCUCCAAAACCUCUCAAGUCCGAUGCUCCCUUCGAUUCCACCAUCCAGAAUCGCACCUGGUCGAAUCUCGAUUUCGAGGAGUAUUACAAGGAGCAAAGGAUAGUGAAAGCAGAGGAGUGGGAUUCAUUCAUUGAGAUUCUUCGUAAGCCAUUGCCUGCUGCCUUCAGAGUCAACUCCAAUGGCCAGUUUUGCGAUGAGAUUUUAUCGAUGUUGGAGAAUGACUUCGUGAAGUCUCUUCAGGCUGAGGCUGUGGAGAGUGGUGAAGUGGAGGCGAUCAAGCCCUUGCCUUGGUACCCUAACAAUCUUGCUUGGCAUUCUAAUUUCUCUCGCAAGGAGAUUAGAAAAAACCAGACUCUUGAAAGGUUUCAUGAGUUUUUGAAGUUGGAAACUGAAGUUGGGAACAUGACCAGGCAAGAAGCUGUUAGCAUGGUACCUCCUCUCUUCCUUGAUGUGCAUCCAGAUCAUUUUGUACUCGACAUGUGUGCUGCACCUGGCUCCAAGACAUUUCAGCUUCUUGAGAUAAUUCAUGAAUCAGCAGAACCAGGAUCUCUACCUAAUGGAAUGGUGGUGGCGAAUGAUGUGGAUUACAAAAGAUCUAACCUUCUUAUUCACCAAACUAAGAGAACGUGUACAACCAACUUGAUAGUCACCAACAAUGAAGGUCAACAUUUCCCAAACUGCAACUCGAUAGCAUCUGAGAAGUGUCAUCAUCCCAUUGAUCAGCUUCUGUUUGAUCGUGUCUUAUGCGAUGUACCCUGUAGUGGUGAUGGCACUCUGCGCAAGGCUCCAGACAUAUGGCGAAGAUGGAACUCUGGAUCAGGGAAUGGACUUCAUAGUCUACAAGUUGUGAUUGCCAUGAGAGGUUUGUCUCUGCUAAAAGUUGGUGGGAGAAUGGUAUACUCAACCUGCUCAAUGAACCCAAUUGAAGAUGAAGCUGUUGUUGCUCAAAUUCUGAGGAGAUGUGGAGGCUCUGUUGAGCUUGUAGAUGUCUCAGAUAAGCUUCCUGAACUUAUCCGAAGACCAGGUCUUAAGAAAUGGAAGGUGCAUGAUAGAGGUGGCUGGUAUAGAUCUUACAAAGAUGUUCCAAAAGUGCAGAGAGACGGAGUUCUUAGAAGCAUGUUCCCUUCUGGUAAAAGCGAUAAAGACUCAACAACAGGAGAAAUAGCUUCUGAUGAAUCAGCUGAGGAAGUCUGUAAUCUUCCUCUUGAACGUUGUGUGAGGAUAGUGCCUCAUGAUCAGAACACUGGGGGGUUCUUUAUCGCAGUGCUUCACAAAGUUUCAUCUCUACCAGAUUUUCAGGAGAAGAGAAGGUAUACCAGAGGCAGAAACUCAUCUGAGAAAACUUCAUAUGAAGAAGUCUCUGACACUGUGAUUACUACUCAGCCUGAAGAGAAUAAAGAGGAGAUAGUUGUAGAAGAAGAAGCAGCUUCAGACAAUGGCUUGAAGCUUGAGAAGGAAACCACCAGCAAAGAAGGCACUGUAGAAUUGGGUAAAGAAGUGCCACCACCAGUGAAAGGGAAGUGGAAAGGACUUGACCCUGUUGUUUUCUUGAGAGAUGAAACAGUGAUCGACGGGAUCAAGAGAUUCUACGGCAUCAACGAUGAGUCUUUUCCUCUCAACGGCCAUCUCGUGACUAGAAACAGCGACACGAGCACCAAAGGCAACGUGAAGAGGAUUUACUAUGUUUCAAGAUCGGUUAAGGAUGUUCUCGAGCUUAACCUUGCGGUAGGGGAGAAGAUUAAGGUCGCAUCUGUUGGCCUCAAGAUGUUUGAGAAACAAUCAGCGAGAGAAUGUGAAGCUGGCUCUUGCUCAUUCCGGAUAACAUCAGAGGGAUUGCAUGUGAUCCUUCCCUACAUGACCAAGCAGUUACUUUACGCAACAAUGGUGGAUUUCAAGAAUCUCCUGCAAUACAAAUCUAUCAAGUUCACAGAUUUUGUUCAUCCACAGUUUGGCCAGAAAGCAGCAGAAGUAGCCGAGGGAUACUGCGUUGUUAUUCUUGUUGAUGGUGCUCAGAAGGACGGGUCUGAAGCAGUCAAAGUGAAUUCAUCAACAAUAGCCAUUGGAUGCUGGAAGGGGAAAGCGAGCUUAACAGUUAUGGUAACAACAGUGGACUGCGACCAACUUAUCCAGAAACUUGCUUGCUGAUGAAAAGGUGGGCUAUUGUUAUUCCAAUGUCUCUUUCUUACUAUCGGAUUAAUGAAAGAGUUUUGCUUUAUUACAAAUAAGUUGCUUGUUAGGUUAUUGGAAUGCUAUCUGUUCCAAAUCAAACCAAUUGGACUGCUGUAAUGUUAUUCAAGCUGUCUCCAAUGAUAUCUUAAUGAUGUUUAUUGUUAUGUUAUUCAAGCU
Messenger RNA from Brassica oleracea var. oleracea, 2463 nucleotides. RefSeq names its product tRNA (cytosine(34)-C(5))-methyltransferase. The transcript is spliced from 15 exons. Gene Ontology annotation, molecular function: RNA binding; tRNA (cytidine-N5)-methyltransferase activity. Gene Ontology annotation, biological process: RNA methylation. NCBI's taxonomy places the organism in Eukaryota, Viridiplantae, Streptophyta, Magnoliopsida, Brassicales, Brassicaceae. Bases 52 to 2262 code for a protein of 736 amino acids. The record is from RefSeq and is a predicted model, not a curated record.